Messenger RNA from Vicia villosa (hairy vetch), 2385 nucleotides. RefSeq names its product lysM domain receptor-like kinase 4. Gene Ontology annotation, molecular function: protein kinase activity; ATP binding. The transcript has a single exon. Gene Ontology annotation, biological process: protein phosphorylation. Lineage: Eukaryota; Viridiplantae; Streptophyta; Magnoliopsida; Fabales; Fabaceae. The record is from RefSeq and is a predicted model, not a curated record. The coding region runs from base 273 to 2192 and encodes 639 amino acids.
GAUCAUUUUAUUCACAACUUCACUCAAACUUUAAUUGAGUUUUCAUAAAUAGACUAUGAAAUUGAUUCUCGUUAGUUGAUCUAAUCGUGAGUGAGAAGUUGAGAGUAUUUAGUUAGAAUUGUGGAACUAGAGAUGUGUGAACAAGCAAUCACAUUCAAUGUGAAGUGCAUGUGAUGCUACAUUGAUUACUUGUCUUAGGCUCACCAAAAGAUUCUAUUUAUAUUACAUUAUCAUAACUCUAUUACCUCCCAUUCUCUUCAACCAAAACCAAUAUGCAUCUCUUUCCCUUCCCUCCUAUCUUCAUUUUCCCUCUCUUAUUCUUCUUCUACUUCACCAACAUCUCCAUCAUCCUAGGACAACAACCUUACAUUGGCCUAUCCACAACAGCCUGUCCUCGAAAAGGCGACUCCAAAUCAAUCCGCGGCUACACAUGUAACGGCCAAACCACAUGCCAAGCAUACCUCACCUUCAGAUCCCAACCAAUUUACAGUUCAGUUUCAACAAUAUCAUCCCUACUAGGCUCAAACCCUUCUCAUCUCGCCGAAAUCAACUCGGUUUCCUUAAACGAAACCUUCGAAACAAACAAGAUGGUAAUCGUUCCUGUCAACUGUUCUUGUUCUGGUAACUACUACCAAGCAAACACUUCCUAUGUUUUUCAAAACACAGACACUUAUUUCCUAGUUGCUAACAACACUUUCGAAGGCCUUUCGACUUGUCAAGCUUUGAUGCAUGAGAAUCAUAACCCUGCUGAUAUAUAUCCUGGUAGAAAAUUGCUUGUUCCUCUUAGAUGUGCUUGUCCUACAAAGAAUCAAACUGAAAACAACAUUAAGUAUCUCUUAAGCUAUUUGGUUGAUUGGGGUGAUUCUGUUGCAUUCAUUAGUGGAAAAUUUGGUGUUAACUUCAAAACCACUCUUGUAGCUAAUACACUUACUUUAACACACUCUACAAUUUAUCCUUUUACAACACUUCUUGUUCCUCUUUUUGAUAAGCCUAAAAGCUCUCAAAUUCAAGCACAUCAACAACCUUCUCCUUCAUCAACCUCGCCUUCCUCUUCUCCUUCGACCGAUAGAAAAUCAAAAAAAACUUUGGUUUAUGUUGUGGUUGGAGUACUUGGAGGACUAGUAGUUAUAGGCUUAACAUUAAUUCUAUGUGCUUUAUUUUACUUCAAAAAGGGUAAAAAGAAAGAUGAUGUUUUGGUGAAUGUUUCGGAGAGUACUAUUUAUUCGGCGAAAGAGAAGCCUGUGAAGAAAGAAGAAGAAGAAUUGUUAGAGAGUAUUAUAUCUGGUAUAGGACAAUCUUUCAAAGUGUAUGAUUUCGAGGAAAUUAAGGUUGCAACAGAUGAUUUUAGUCCAAGUUUUUUGAUCAAAGGUUGUGUUUAUCGCGGUGUGAUUAAAGGCGAUUUGGCUGCGAUUAAGAAAACAGAAGGAGAUGUUUCGAAAGAGAUACAAAUUUUGAACAAAGUUAACCAUUCUAAUGUUAUUCGCCUUUCGGGCGUUAGCUUCAACGAAGGACAUUGGUAUCUUGUUUACGAGUAUGCUGCAAAUGGAUCAUUAAGUGAUUGGAUAUUUUCUAACAAGAAAAUGAGUGAUGAAAAGUUUCUGAGUUGGAUUCAGAGAAUGAAGAUUGCAUUGGAUGUUGCAAUAGGAGUUGAAUAUCUUCAUAGUUUCACUUCACCUCCAUAUAUUCAUAAGGAUCUAAAGUGUACUAAUGUUCUUCUGGACAAUGAUUUCAAGGCAAAGGUUGCGAGUUUAAGGCUCGCGAGAUGUGUGGGAGGAUUGGAUAAUGAUGAUGAUGAACAAUUUGUUGCUACAAGACAUAUUGUUGGGACAAGAGGUUACAUGGCGCCGGAGUAUUUGGAAAACGGAAUUGUUUCUACGAAGCUUGAUGUUUAUGCGUUCGGUGUGUUGAUGUUGGAAAUCGUCACGGGGAAAGAGGUUGCUGCUAUUCUAGCAGAAGGUAAUGAGAAUCUGAUAGAUUUUUUAAGUGGUAAUGAGAAGCUGAAGGAGUUAAUUGAUUCUUCGUUGCGAGGAAAUUAUCCGUUUGAGCUGGCUAUGUUUGUGAUUGAAAUUGUUGAGAAUUGUUUGAAGAAGGAUCCGGGAAAUCGUCCUACGAUGGAUGAGAUUGUAUCGGCUUUGUCAAGAACGUUGAACUCUUCAUUGAGUUGGGAAAUGUCAGUGAAUGUUGCUAGAUAGUAAAGGAAUAAUAGUUAGAUCAGUUGGUGAUGUUUCUGUGUUUGUUAAGUUCUGGUUUUGUUUAUCAGUAUGUAUAAUGUGAUAUAGUACUAAUGUAUAUGUAUGUUAAGCUAGGAUUUUGUAGAUAAGCAUAUAUAUAAAUUUGAUGUAUGGUGUGAAGAUGAAUGAAUAAGAAUUUUAGUAGGAUUUUAUC